UUCUGAAGAGUUGAAGAGGGAACAUAAUUAUGGAGUUGAGCAGCGUAGCAAUCGAAGGGCUCAAUCUUUGUGGAGAUUCGUCUCGUGUGGGUGAUCGGAGUUUUCGAAAUCUGGUUCAAAUUACCUUGGAUAUUUUAGUAACGAAAAAGAACGAAGAUGCCCUUAAAAGUGAUGAAGACAUUUCCACUGUGGAUUCAGCAACUCUUAAGCAAGCAUAUGCUGGCCUAGUGACAAUGAUAUUGGAGGCUAUCAAGAUGGAUUGUGAUACAUCCUCUAUAAGGAUUAUAAACCUAAUUUGGAAGCACUGCUUGCCAGAACAGGAGGUUCAUUUCCUCAUGUUGUGGAUGUGGAUUGGAGACUAGAUUAUUACAUUAAGAAUAAUCAGAUGGAGAAAGUAAACAAACCCACAUAUCUCAUCACACUUAAAACUGAGGAAGCUGGGAAGACCAAGGGAGAAGAUGUACAAUUUUCGUGCACAAUGGAGCAAUUACAGGAUCUGGUUGGAAAAUUGAAAGAUGCUUGUAAAAGUGUAGAGAAGGCUGCUAAUAACUGAUGUUCAGUCCUAAGCCCUGUGAAGACAUAGUAAACAAAGACAUUAUUUUUAUGAUUAUAUUAGAUGUAUCUACGUCAAUUGCGUAUUUGUUAAGGAAAGUUUACACGUCUAGCGCUGCUUUUUUAAGGAGUGCAACUGAAGAGAUUUCGCUACACGUUUUAGCCACAGUGACUGAUGAAAAAGAUGAUGUUUCGAAUACAUAGACCCUAAUUUUUUGCCGGGUCAUUUUUUUUACCGCUGAACCUAAUAGAGAACAUUUCUUUUUUGUAGUUUUCGUCAGAGAAAAAUAAAAUUAAGGUGAACAGACA
Messenger RNA from Pocillopora damicornis (cauliflower coral), 861 nucleotides. RefSeq names its product COMM domain-containing protein 3. Gene Ontology annotation, biological process: sodium ion transport. NCBI's taxonomy places the organism in Eukaryota, Metazoa, Cnidaria, Anthozoa, Scleractinia, Pocilloporidae. The record is from RefSeq and is a predicted model, not a curated record.